AUGCAGGAUAAGCAUAAUGCCUCACUUGUCAAGGCUAUGAAGAAAUGUCAGUGGACGCAUCUCAAGAAGGUCCAGGACAUACUGGAAUCAGUCAAGGUCAUGGAAUCUCACCAAGAUGUCAUAGAGGACCAUGCAGAUGCCAUGGUCCUCAACUCUGCACCUCCCCUCCCACUCCCUAUCCCAAUGGCAUCCAGGUCCCAUGGUUGGCAGGUGCAGGAAGAGGAGGAAGAGCAGGAGGUGGCCAAGAAGGAGAGGGAGAGGGAUUGGGAGGAGGUACUGAGGGUGCUGCGGGAGGAGAAGGAGGAGGAAAGAGGAUGA
Messenger RNA from Dacryopinax primogenitus, 318 nucleotides. RefSeq lists its product as uncharacterized. The record is from RefSeq and is a predicted model, not a curated record. Bases 1 to 318 code for a protein of 105 amino acids. Lineage: Eukaryota; Fungi; Basidiomycota; Dacrymycetes; Dacrymycetales; Dacrymycetaceae. The transcript has a single exon.